UCCAGCCGUCGUGGGGUUCAGUUCAGAACCUCUCUCGUUCAGGGGAAGAAGAAGCAGGAGCACGAGCCGAGCGACACGGCCAUGGCGGGGAAGGCGGAGCUCGCCGCGGACCAGCACGUCCGCUACAUCGUCACCGUGGAGAAGAAGAAGGAUUCGUUUGAGUCGCUGGUGAUGGAGCACAUCCGCCUCAACGGCGCCUACUGGGGCCUCACCACGCUGGACCUCCUCCACAAGCUCCACGCCGUCGACGCCGCCGAGGUCGUCGACUGGAUCAUGUCCUGCUACCACCCCGAAUCUGGUGGAUUUGGAGGGAACGUCGGGCACGAUCCGCAUGUCCUCUACACGCUCAGCGCCGUGCAGGUCCUCUGCCUCUUCGAUCGGCUCGAUGUCCUUGAUGUGGACAAGGUUGCUGACUAUGUCGCUGGACUGCAAAAUGAGGAUGGAUCAUUUUCUGGUGAUAUCUGGGGUGAAGUGGACACUAGGUUCUCGUAUAUUGCCCUAUGUACCUUAUCAUUACUACACCGUCUGCAUAAAAUUGAUGUGCAAAAGGCUGUAGAUUUCGUUGUUAGCUGUAAGAACUUGGAUGGUGGAUUUGGAGCUAUGCCAGGAGGGGAGUCUCAUGCUGGGCAAAUAUUUUGUUGUGUCGGAGCUCUUGCAAUUACCGGAUCUCUGCAUCACAUUGAUAGAGAUCUUCUUGGAUGGUGGCUUUGUGAGCGCCAGUGUAAAGAUGGCGGACUUAAUGGGCGACCUGAGAAAUUAGCUGAUGUUUGUUACUCUUGGUGGGUGUUAUCAAGCUUGAUAAUGAUUGAUAGAGUGCAUUGGAUUGACAAGGAAAAGCUUACAAAAUUCAUACUAAACUGUCAGGACAAAGAGAAUGGUGGCAUUUCAGAUAGACCAGACAAUGCAGUAGAUAUCUAUCACACAUACUUUGGAGUUGCAGGGCUUUCAUUGAUGGAGUACCCUGGGGUGAAGCCUAUGGAUCCUGCCUAUGCGUUGCCAUUGGAUGUUGUCAAUCGGAUUUUCUUGAGAAAAUAGAACGUUACGUUGAUUUGCUUCACAGAUGUUGUGUUAUUUAACGUGGAUGCUUCUCUACCACUGUAGUUAGCAUUGGAAGCAAAGUAGCUGAGGUGUAGGAUCAGUUUUACAUGGAGUCAGGAACACAUGUUGGUAUAUCACAUCAACUUUUUUGAGCGUCAACAAUAUAUUUGGACUGAACUUGUACCAAUUACACAGCGGCAAACAUUGGUUCUUCUUGUCUGCCCCCUUCACCUUUCAGUUACGCUUAGUUAAAGCAUUUGCCACUUGCUCUGUUGAAUA
Setaria italica (foxtail millet) is the source of this 1317-nucleotide messenger RNA. Its product is annotated as geranylgeranyl transferase type-2 subunit beta 1. Gene Ontology annotation, molecular function: Rab geranylgeranyltransferase activity. Bases 82 to 1035 code for a protein of 317 amino acids. Lineage: Eukaryota; Viridiplantae; Streptophyta; Magnoliopsida; Poales; Poaceae. Gene Ontology annotation, cellular component: Rab-protein geranylgeranyltransferase complex. The record is from RefSeq and is a predicted model, not a curated record. Gene Ontology annotation, biological process: protein geranylgeranylation. The transcript is spliced from 9 exons.